Messenger RNA from Fusarium fujikuroi IMI 58289, 1680 nucleotides. Its product is annotated as probable xylan 1,4-beta-xylosidase. The transcript is spliced from 6 exons. The record is from RefSeq and is a predicted model, not a curated record. Gene Ontology annotation, molecular function: hydrolase activity, hydrolyzing O-glycosyl compounds. Gene Ontology annotation, biological process: carbohydrate metabolic process. Lineage: Eukaryota; Fungi; Ascomycota; Sordariomycetes; Hypocreales; Nectriaceae. Bases 1 to 1680 code for a protein of 559 amino acids.
AUGUAUCCGUUAACUCGUUUUCUGUGCGGUUGGGUCGUGUUAUUCCAACCAGUGGCUCAGGCCAUCUGGAACCCCAUCAUUAGUGGUUGGAAUCCAGAUCCUGCGAUCCUGACCGUGGGCGACGAUUACUACAUCGCCACUUCCUCUUUCGAGUACUGGCCCGGUAUUCCCAUCUACCAUAGCAAGGACCUAUCCAAUUGGACGAUCAAGUCUCAUGCUUUGACAAGGCCAGAGCAGCUGCAGCUCUAUGGGACGCCCACUGGAGCAGGGGCCUGGGCGCCAAGUCUCUCUUUUAUCGAUGGCAAGUUCUGGCUGUCAGCAAUGACCCGUUGGACCUAUGAUCCCGUGGCCCGUGUAUGGCCUCGUGUCUGGUUCAUUUCCUCGGAAGACCUCGUUAACUGGUCUGACCCUGUCUGGGCCGAGCCAUGGGGCAUCGACCCUGAGCUUUUCCAGGACCCUGUGACCAAGAAGACCUACCUCAACCUCAUGGCCCCCAACAACAACAAAGAUCGACUCUGGGGUAUCUCCCAGUGCGAGGUAUCUCUGGCAUCUGGAAAUUGCGUAGGACCCUAUGUUAGUCUUUGGAACGGGACCUUGCCACAUAAUUCGACAGCCAGACCCGAAGGACCCAAGAUGUAUUACAAGGAUGAGUGGUAUUAUCUCCUGAUCGCUGAAGGCGGUACGGAUCAGCUACAUCGAUCGACCAUCGCAAGAAGCAAGACUCCCUCUGGUCCAUUUGUUGCCGGGCCACACAACCCUCUGCUAUACAAUGGUCAAUGGGGUUUUGACAAUCUCACCGUCCAGUCCACUGGACAUGCUACCCUGACAAAGACAAAUGACGGACUAUGGUAUGCGACGUUCUUAGCUCGCCGCAACAUCAACGGAUCAUCUCCUCUCGGCCGAGAGACCUUCAUGGUCAAUAUUGACUGGAAGGAUGAGUGGCCAGUCUUCAAUCAAGGCGAUCCUGUUCUGCUCAGCAAGCAAAUAAAGCCAGAGGUUGGUCCACGACAGGUUCCUCGACAAUGGGUCGACGACUUUUCUCGUACUAACCUCGACCCAUCAUGGUAUCAAUUUCGAGUACCGUAUACCAAGAAUUACAAGUUAGAGAAAGGUAAAUUGGUGCUGAAACCUAACGUCUUCGGUCUCAGUGACCGCGAUACCCCAGCGGCGUUGUUACGCAAGCAGAAGUCGCUCAACAUGACGUUCUCAGCCGAACUCUCCAGCUUCAAGGGGGAUCUGGGCCCAAGAAACAGGAUCGGGAUUUCUUCAUACCUUUCCGAGUUUCAGCAUCAAGAUAUCGGUGUUCGAGGAUGUGUUAAUGCUACCGGUAUUUGCAUCUACACUGAGCUCAACAAGAAUGGCACCCAGGAGUAUUGGCAAACUCCACUCAACCAAACGAGCGGUCUUGCUGGUGGUUUCAGGCUACACAUCAAGGCUGAACCCCUCAAAUACCGGCUAGGUUACAGUUUCGGAAAGGAGGCCCCUGUUUACGUGACGUCAAUCGCGUCGUCCUGGCAAGCUUUUGCUCCGCCAAACUGGUUUGUGUUUUCGGGCGCAUCUUGGGCGAUAUUUGCAACUGGGGAUGGAGAGCCCUGGCCUCACAAUGGACCCCAAGUUGGAUUCAACGAGGUCAGGGAGACUUUUCACAAGGAGAACAUUCCUAAUUACGAUCGAUGGUGA